AUGGCGGAAGCGGGCAACGACCAGGCCCUGGCCACGACCUUUGCCUUUGGCACCGUUGCCAUUGCAGCGGUCGCGGCGGCCUCGUUGCACCUGAGAGGCGGCGCCUCGUCGCUCUUUCGAGACGCGCUGAGGCUGGUCCUCGUUGGUUACCUUACGACUUCUUUUCUCUGGGCACUGAUAGGCUUCAUCGCUACCUUUGUCCAAAUGUCGGCUGUUCCGGGAUGCCAAGCCGCCGUCGCCUUUGCCGCCAUCUUCGAUCAGCUCGCGCGCAUUCUAUUGGAGGAAUUCCUCUUCUGGGCCAUGAAGUGCGAGAUUCAGGCCUCUGUCAGAGUACUGCUGCCUCAAGGAAUCUUCCUCCUGCGAUUCAUUCUGGGCGGGAUAUUCGUUGGCUUUCAGAGACCACAGUACAAACCUGUCUGUGUCGGCACAACCAUUGUCACGCCAAUCGCAGUCGUGCUUCUCGUCACUGAGGCUGCAAUCGUCGUGAUGCUCUUGAUACGCGCCUCUUCGGUUGGAAUCUUCAGAGACAUGCAGGAGAAGACCCCGGCAUGGCCUCGGAGCAGAUCACUGCUGUUCAUCACGCUGGCGCUGGGUUUGUGGAUUGCCCUGAGCAUCCCCAUGAUCUUGGGCAUGGAGUCCUUCGACCUGGUCGUCCGGACUGUGCUUCCCGCCAUUGGCUCACUCGUAGCGAUCGUUCUUGUCGCAGUCUUCAGGAACACCCUAAAAAGCUCACUUAUAAACACAUCGCAGAGGCCUCAGAUGACCGAAGGCCCCGCCAGUGACUUGCCUCCCGCCAAUGGAGGCUCAGUAACUCGCAACCUACCCAACCGAGAUGCCUCUCCUUCUUAUACUUCGAACCCAUUCACAGCCCCCCCUCGGGAUGCACCGUCGUCGAGCGACUCGGAGCGUCCGUUCGCCUCUCGAGACGGGACAACUGGCUUACCCAUCAUCAGCCGACCGAGCCCCGGACAAGCAGAUGCAGGGGUCGGGGGCGUGCCGGUGACUGGCCAGCUGUUUCCCCCCAUCAAGGCCCAGGCAGCACCGGCGGCGGCCAAGAGCUUCAACGAGCGACCGACCAAGAAGGCCGUCCUGAAAGGAGGCAAAGUCACGAUUUCUUACCCCGUGCCUAAUGACGACGAACCAGAGCCCCUGGGAAGAGUCCCCACCGUUGACUUAGCCACCGCAGCCAAGGAUCAGAAGGAACGGAGGGAUAACACUUUUCCUCAGCCUUCGUCAUCGGACUUGGUUGGUUCGCCUAAGGCCUUGUCACCAAGGGAAAUACGAAAUCAGCCCCAAAACCUCAAGCGCAAGGAGGUUGGGAUGUCCAUUGAUUCCAUGGUCGACGAUGCCAGGCAGUCGCCACAGCAGACCGAGGAGCCCCUGGCAAAGGCAGAAACAUCUUCUGCUCAGAUAUCCCCCGCAGCAGACAACGUGCGGCGACGAUCACCCAUCAGGCAAGCACCUCAGGUCCCUGUUCCGAGCUUUCCAGCUGAUAUUCGCCCAUCCCGGCAGAGGCCAGCGUCUCCUCCGAGGGAGGAACAGCCCGAGAUCGCCAAGACGCCCGUACAGCUGCGACAAAUGAACGGAAUACCAAAUAACCCCAGGGCACGAAUCCAAAAACCUGCGCCUAAAGACCAGGUCGCCCCGCAGGAAACAGUCGAGCUCAGCAAAGGCCCUAAGAAGGAAGAUUCCAGUGCCAUGCGGGGGGUGCAAGAUUCUUCUCCAGCUGCACCCAAAGAUGAGCGCGGCCUGAAGCAGAUAUCGCCGUCUGUUUCUGACAUGUCCGCUGCGGCGCUGCCGCCUUUGCCUGCACAGGGAGCCGAUCUCACCAAGCCAUCUCGUCCAAAGGAGGCUUCUGCCACCACCCACACUCCAGAGGCUCCCGCGCGCGACCCUCGUCCACACCACUCAACAGGCAAGUUCUUGUCAAAGUUCAGCCUGGAUACGACAUUCAGCGCCUUUGAUGAGCAGCAGAACGGGGUUUUUGAACCGUCGCAAGCCGCCUCUCAAUCGCACCGAUCACCUCAAGGAGGCGAGAGAAACAAGAAAAGACUGUCUUCACCCGUGAUUCCAGCCGACGAUCGGCAAGGCUCUUUGGCCUCGCAAAACUGGGAUGCCAACGAGGGCUCAAGGCGCGUUCACUUUCCAGAACCUGUGACGAAACCUCAGGCUGUUCAAGUCGCAUCAUCCACCGCAACGCCUGAAUCGCGAAUGUGGCUGGAGCCCAAUGAUAGGCGCCAUAUGGUAGAGAGCGCCUUGUUGACAGAUGACGACGACGAAGGCAAAGAGACCAUGACCGUGAUGCUCGACGUGCCAGUUGAGCAAGCUAAACCUCACAAGCAGGAUCUGGCUGGCAGCGUGCCGGAUCGCGGCUCUUGGCAUCGCCGAGUGGGCGAUAAAUGCCCGACAUUCUCGGACAGGAAGAGGAUGACAAGGACGCGACUUGUACCUCGGCCACCGCCGCUGCCCCUUGACAAGCCUACAAAGACGAGGAAAGCCGCCACAGCUGAGCUUCCUCCCUUGGAGACACCCAAACAGGCUCUGGAGAAGAUUCAGGAGCAGCUUAAUAGGCUCGGCGAACUUGUCGAGCCCCCGGCAACCGAGGAGGGUCAGCAGCAGCCGGAGCCGGAGCAGCCUCAAGAAAAUCUCCGACGAGGAACGAGUCUCCUGGCCGACCUCGAGAUGGAGAUGGGCAUGCAGGAGGAUCACUGGCAGGAGAUGCGUCGCGACUAUUCUCGAGUUUCCAUGUCGACCCUAGCAUCUUCCCCUAACACGGAACCUCCAUCUGCAAAAUUGGAGCGCAUGCUCUCGGCAGCUGCUGGCGCCGACUCUGCAGGCCUCGAAGCACCGAUUGGCCUGGAUGUAUCGACCCUGAAUCUUGGUAACUUGAGCAAACCUUUCUCCUCGCCCUCCGACCUCGAGAAAUGGGCACUCGGUGGCGAUAAGAACUUGGGCUCUAUUCAAGCUCCCCAAAUUGACUCGGCGAGGCCGCCAGUAUCGACAUCGCUCACCUCGUCACCAGGAAUUCGUCACGUCACCAGCUCCGACUUCAGCGAGCGCAGUACCGAUGCCGCGAUCCAGUCAUUGGAGCUGACCCCAUCUCCGUCUCGAGGGGAUCUGCAAAGGCCGGUGACGAGAAAGGCAUCGGAACUGCUUGGAAUCGAAAGCCCAAUGCUCCACAGCACUUCCUCGACCCCGAAAGAAACUCAUCCGGCUGAACGACCGCGCACAAUGAGACCCCCGCGACGGAGCAAGCGGAUGUCGUCGUUGCCCGACAUCUUGGAGGACCCAGUGCCCAUGGUAGGCAAACGAGGCACCCUUGGACUCUUCCAAUUCCCCUGGGGCGAGAAGUCAGACUCUGCUUCCGUUCCUCUCUCGAGCCAGAUGCAAGCUGCCAUGAACAUGAGUAUGGGCAUGGGUAUGCCUGUCAAUAUGGCACCCGACUACCCCUCAUCGUUCUUUGACGACUACGACGACGACGAGGCCGCAGGCGAUGAAUAUGGCGUCAGCAGCGAGGAUGAUGAAUAUGGCGAAGACGACGAUGAAGAUGAAGACGACGACGACGAUUCUUUCGACGAAGCGACGCUCUGGGAAAUCGCGAAUCUCCUCAAAUCCGACAAGGUCCCGUCCCGGGGUAGCCUCUUCCCCGAACAGGAAAGGGGGGGCCGACAAGAGCCCUCAUCGGGCCCUAGUCGACACCACGCCAGCGUUUCAGCAAUCGAGUCUCGGGACAGCGAGCCGCCAGUUGGGUCAUCCCGCGUCCCUUCCAAUGGAAGGUCGUCCUCGCGAAACCAGUCCAUGCAAACCCACUUGUGGGGCGGCAAGUCCAGCCACGCCUCGACGAUGCGUUCAAUAGGGUUGCCUCAACCCGACAAGACCUGGGAGACGUAUCUGACUUGUCCUGCUGGAACUGUUCGUGCUCCUAUCCGGGUAUUACGACCGGCCACUCUCACUAGCAACACACUCUGGCCGGCAGAUUCGGGCGAGCCCAUGUCGACGCCUACUCAGCCUGCUAUGGGCUUGUGGCAGUCAACCGUAAUAAUGUCGAGCUCAAGAGUUGCCGGACCUGUCGAUGCAGUCGACCUGAAACAACAAGAGACUGUUACCGAAAUUCUUCCGUUCUUUCUUGACGCCACUCUACGCUGGUCGCAGCCGAAGUUCCCCGAGCCCGCCAGUGAUGACUUGGCUCAACCAGACCAGGCUAUGGGAGAGUUGCAUCACGCCCCCGAAAACGCACCUGUCCAUGUUACGCCUCAAGAAGCCAGCCAAGCCCUGGUUGAAAGCGAACUGCUUCAAGCACCAGGUCCAUCAUAUGCAGUCGGCGCAGGUGGAGGUGCAGUGACGGAGACGGGUAGCGGUGAAACUGUUGCACUGUGGGUGCCUCCUGUGGCCGCCAAGGCUGAGGAGUCAAGGGGGUUGUUCCAGAUGCGUCAUGUCUGCGACAAGAAGGGGGAGAUGUCGACGGAGCCCGCUGCUUUGGAAAUGCGACCCAAUCCAAGGACGAGGCCUCAGACUUUGGAAAAACUGGAGUCGACAGGCCUCUGGUCCCUUCCACCGAAACACUCUUUCGCCCACGAUUGGAUUUCGCUGUCGUCCAUGAGACCGAGAACCCCGGAGGCCAUGUCCUCGGCCUGGAGCAGCCGGUCGCCCUUCACCGACGCCUCGUCUACCCACUCGAGCAUCACCAGGCUGUCUACGGCCAGUGGGAGCCUUUUUACAGGCUAUCUCGAGGAAACGGCUUCGUGCUCUUCGAGCCAGAGCCCGGCCUCGCAGGCUGAGUGGGCAGCAGCUCUCGCGGAGGCUCUCGCGGCCAGCAGCUCCGGCUCUGUGGUGUCUGUAUCUGCUCCGUCGGAAGAGGUUGCUGCGGCGAGCGAAUCUGUGUCGCCCGGCGGGGGCUUUGACACUUCGACGAUGCAUCCCGUCUUCCUGACGUCUGAUUUCGACACCAGCGUGGGCGAUAUCCACCCCGCUGCCCUGGGCUAUUAA
Molecule: messenger RNA, 4986 nt
Organism: Hirsutella rhossiliensis
Lineage: Eukaryota; Fungi; Ascomycota; Sordariomycetes; Hypocreales; Ophiocordycipitaceae
Exons: 8
Coding region: 1-4986 (1661 amino acids)
Source: RefSeq, a predicted model, not a curated record